Messenger RNA from Colletotrichum higginsianum IMI 349063, 285 nucleotides. RefSeq names its product Aromatic ring-opening dioxygenase. Bases 1 to 285 code for a protein of 94 amino acids. Lineage: Eukaryota; Fungi; Ascomycota; Sordariomycetes; Glomerellales; Glomerellaceae. The transcript is spliced from 2 exons. The record is from RefSeq and is a predicted model, not a curated record.
AUGCUGGCGCGCGGCGACAACUUCCAGAAGGGUUCCACGCCCGCCGAGUGGGCGGUCGAGUUUGAACAGUCCGGAGCACGUCUCGCCGGAGCCCUGACUUGGUUGACGCAGAGCCGCCGGUACAAGGACGCGCAUCCGACGGACGAUCACUUCUACCCGCUGCUUGUUAUCGGGGGCGCGGUCGUAGACGAUGACGUCUAUGGAGAGAAGAUGGCGCAGACCUGGGAACUCUCCCACAUGUGCAACAAUCAGUUUGCUUGGGGGUCUUGGAGGAUGGGAAAGUAA